Messenger RNA from Xenopus tropicalis (tropical clawed frog), 889 nucleotides. RefSeq names its product cornifelin, gene 3 (gene cnfn.3). Lineage: Eukaryota; Metazoa; Chordata; Amphibia; Anura; Pipidae. The record is from RefSeq and is marked provisional.
CUAUGGAAAGUGGCCAGGAAAACAGAAUUACGUGUUCCCAGCUGGAAACAACUCAAACAGUCAUUUUUCAACCCCAAGCUGUCCAGGGUUACACAACCAGCAAAUUCGGCCAAUGGAAUUCUGACACCUUUGACUGUUUUCGGGACGUGGGCAUCUGUCUUUGUGGUGCAUUCUUUCCUAUGUGUGUGGCUUGUAAAGUAGCUCAGGAUUAUGGAGAGUGCUGUUGUCUGCCGUUAAUGGGCGGCACCAUUCUGGCCCUGAGGACCGGCAUUAGAGAGAGAUACCAUAUUCAGGGCACUAUCUGCACUGACUGUCUGUGUGUCACAUUCUGUGGCCCGUGCGCUCUUUGCCAAAUGGCUCGGGAACUAGAAUCCAGAAGGUGAAAAUACAGUUAGAAGACAGCUGGGAGGGGAAGGUCUGCAACAUUAGCUGAAACAGCUGAAAAUCGGAACAUCCCAAUUGAUGGAUCAGAUGGUUUAGUUCCGACAGCAACUACUCUGUUGUGCCUAAAUACAGACACUAUCCUGCACUAUGUCAUAACCACUUGGUGCCAUAACUUAACUAGAACCCCUAUAGCACAACACUGGUAGCAAGUAAUUGUCACGUUGGAAAAUUACCAUUAUGAAGGUAUGCUGGCAGCUUUUCAAUAUGGAAAAAAUUAUAAAACAUGGCAUCUAUGGACGUUACCCAUGUCAUUUAGACUUCAUUUACCAAAAAACAUACGCCAUGCCACCAUUUGUGUUUCCUUAUCCCCCCUUUUAUUAACCCUUUCUUCUUUUCUUUAGCCUCUCGUCUCCUUACUACCACAUUUAUUGUUGUAAUAGAAGGGUAAAUAAUGUGACACAUAAAGUAUUAUUUUCUAAAUAAAACCCAAUAAAAAUGAUUGGAA